Molecule: messenger RNA, 1589 nt
Organism: Gordionus sp. m RMFG-2023
Lineage: Eukaryota; Metazoa; Nematomorpha; Gordioida; Chordodea; Parachordodidae
Product: mitochondrial coenzyme A transporter SLC25A42-like
Exons: 6
Coding region: 48-1403 (451 amino acids)
Source: RefSeq, a predicted model, not a curated record
AUCCUAUUUUUUUUUUAACGUUUGUGGCAAUGUUGUAACAUUUUAAUAUGCAGGAUACAUCUACAAUCAAAGAAGAUCCUGCAUGUGCCUUAAAUACAUUAACUAAUAAUUCGGUAAAAGAUUCUAGAUUACUUAAAGGCUCAAAACACGCACCUGGAAAAGAUAAUGGUAAUGAUGUUAAUCAUAAAGAUGAAUUAAAAAUGACACUAAUUACUCUAAGUGCAGGGGCGAUAGCAGGUGCAAUGGCUAAAACUGCCAUAGCACCCUUAGAUAGAACAAAAAUAAAUUUUCAAUCAUCAAUCAAUUUUGGAACAUUAAAUGUAUCCCCCUUUACUAUUAGGGCAGGUCUUAAAUUUAUGCAAGAUACAGUUAAGAAAGAAAAAGAAAAAAUGUUAUUAAAAUCAAAUGGCUCUAAUAUUCUUAAAUCCAAAUACCGUCAUUUAUAUAAAUCUUGGAGCAAUAUUAAGGCUUUAGGAGCUCUUUGGAGAGGUAAUAGUGCCACUAUGCUUAGGAUUUGUCCAUUUGCAGCUAUUCAAUUUGCCUCUCAUAGAAAAUGGAAAUCUGUACUCGGUGUUGAUCAUAUUUCUUAUCAGCCUGAACUUUUAAUAAAUAAUUAUGACAAUAAGAGAACUAAGAAUUCAACAUAUAUUCAGAAAUUGCCUGAAAAUUUUAGAAGAUUUUUAGCUGGAUCUUUAGCUGGAGUUUCAGCAUCCUCAAUGACUUAUCCAUUAGAUUUAGCAAGAGCAAGAAUGGCAGUAACUGAUACAAAAAAGUACUCUAAUCUGUAUCAAGUUUUUGGUAAAUUGAUUAAAGAAGAAGGCUGGAUCUCAUUGUACAGAGGCUUUACUCCGACUGUACUGGGUUCUAUCCCUUAUGCUGGCACAAGUUUCUUCACCUACGAAUCUCUGAAAAAGUUAGACAUCGAACGCUAUCAAAAAUCUCGACAAGGACGACUCAAGGGAAAAAUCUAUAUUAAUAAAAAUACGAGUGAUGGGAACAAAAUUUCGGAAGAUUACAGUAUAAGUCCGAUUCACCGAAUGUUUUACGGGGCCUUGGCUGGACUCGCUGGACAAACAUCUUCCUACCCCUUGGACGUUAUCAGGAGACGCAUGCAAACUACCCCUUUAUAUGUCAAGAGAACGGUCGGUAAUUUAGUGGCCAAUAAUGAUAAAAAUUCACUAACCUUUUCUUCCGCUUCUAAUUUUAGAAGUAGUAUUGACGUGAAAUGUCCUUAUACAGGCAUAUUGUCUACGGCCAUGUACAUAAUCAAAACCGAAGGUUUUAUCAAAGGAAUGUACAAGGGCCUAAGCAUGAAUUGGAUCAAAGGUCCUAUAGCCGUGGGUAUAAGCUUUUCCACGUUCGAUACACUACACAAACACAUCGAGAAUGUUUUCCUUUCCUGAUAAAAAAUAUAUUAGAAACAUCUGCCAGUACCUCACCCUUCAUAAGAAUCAUGGAAUAUCUCCUCUAAAUUUGUCAAUUAAACUGUUAUAUUUUAAUAGGGAUUUUUUUUAUUUUUGAAUAUGUCACCAUUUAUUUAUAUCAAAACGAGUCAAUAAAAUUUUGCAUAGUUAAUUUUUCUAAAUUUA